AUGAAACGUGAUCGUGACGAGAUGCGGCGGCAGCACCUGUUCGACGAGGCGAGAAAAGCGUCGCUUGUGUUCCGACGUCAGCUCAGCACAGCUGAGCACAGCGACACCGCACAUUCGACUCAUGACUGGUGUCGGUGGCGAGCCCGAGGGCGAUUUGUUAGCGUCCUCGAAGUUAGUAAUCGGAUCACAUUGUGGAUAGCCAGUCUAACAGCCGACGGAGACGUUCAGAAUUCUACAACGCUCACUUAG
Messenger RNA from Necator americanus (New World hookworm), 249 nucleotides. RefSeq lists its product as uncharacterized. The record is from RefSeq and is a predicted model, not a curated record. The transcript has a single exon. NCBI's taxonomy places the organism in Eukaryota, Metazoa, Nematoda, Chromadorea, Rhabditida, Ancylostomatidae. Bases 1 to 249 code for a protein of 82 amino acids.